This is a messenger RNA of Uranotaenia lowii, 1593 nucleotides long. RefSeq lists its product as uncharacterized. Lineage: Eukaryota; Metazoa; Arthropoda; Insecta; Diptera; Culicidae. Bases 221 to 1495 code for a protein of 424 amino acids. The transcript is spliced from 3 exons. The record is from RefSeq and is a predicted model, not a curated record.
GGCAACCUUGCCUCGUAAAGGUGUUAAGAUCAAAUCUUUUCCCCUAUUUGUGCGGAACACCCUUUACUAAACAGAGACGGCUGAGCUAAAACUCAAUGGCAGAGUCAUAAACAUAAAAUAUGUGGAUAUAAAACUUCUUGGUAAUGAAAGGGGAAAACUUUUGGUGUGCAUCGAUUUUCACAAGUGAAAGGUUGAUAUUUCUGACGGUACAGUAAGAAAAAUGGAUCCCUUUUAUCCGCACAAAUUCGACAGCGUAGUGGUCAAAUCGGAAACCCAGAUAGACCAUUCCUAUGAAUCUUCACCGGCCGACAACGGAGGAGAGGAUGAGGCUGUAGAAGCUUUUGACUGUGAUGCUGAUUCAGGUCCAUCGUUUAAAGAUGCAGAGUUAAUAAUACCCAGUGAAAAUAACUAUGGAUUUGGAGAUGCUUACAGCAGGGUUGUUGAAGAUGACAUGUAUUCAAUAGUGGAAAUUUUCGAUUGUGGUGAUUUGAUUCUCUCGGUUAUGCCUUCCCGGUGGGUCUUCCGUUUCGGAUGGAACAACGGAAUAACGGAUGAACGUACCCCCAUCGAAGGUGCAGAUAUGUGCUACUGGCCGAGAGGACCCGCUGGAUAUCGUCUGAUGGAGAAAGCUCAAAUAGAUCCGGAUGUCAGGGUUGAUGGACGCGUAAUGAAAACUUAUCGUUGCAAAAUUAGGAAGAAAGGAUAUAGAAGCUUUGCAGAGGCCAUUCGGGAACGAACGCUUAUGGAAAGGAAUCUAUCCUCGAAUGCUGAAUGUAAGUCCUGUUCGAAGUUGCAGGUUUCAGUUAACACUUUACAACAGCAGAUGAAUCACGUGCUUAACGAAGUUGCCAGCACGAAAAUGCAACUAAGUAAAUGUGUAAAUCUUCUUACGCAAAUGAAUCCGCAAAGCGUCCAAGAACCUGGUUUGCAGCGUCCUGUAAUUCAAAAUCUAGUCGCACCAGCUACAGUGGUAUCAAACAAUUCCCAUGUCCAGCCUGAUGCUCCCUUCGCUCCGGUUAAAACGUUGGAAGAACUGGAAUCUUUGGAAGAAACGGCCAGGGACGAACAAUUCGUCACAAACGUAAUACUUUCGCUGGGAAACAUUUUCGGACGCAAUCGAUACGUUGGAAAUGGUCGAACUGUCUGCCUGCAAAUGGUAGAUUAUUUUUUCGACCGUAAAUUUUUAAAACUUUGCUCCUGGACCGGAUCGUCCCGCAGUACUAACGAAGAGGGUGUCAAAAUGAAAAUUCCGUUCCAGAAGUUUAGCCGCGUAAUACGAUUGUUUCAUCGAGUAGUCGUUUAUGCCGAUCCACAGUUUUCUUCCGGUGAAACAUUGCAAUUCCUGCACCGCUGUCUAAAGAGUGCCAAAACACGAUCGGAAGAUAAUCAACGGAUUCGAGUUUCCGUGGCCCGCAAGCGACGGAAAGGAACGGGUAUGAACCAGCUGCGGGAUAGCCAUGGUGACCUAUUGCAUUUUCAGAACAUGUUCAAUUAAUGUUGAUUCCAUUGAGUAUCCCCGCCAUUAUAAGAACAUCGAUUUAGCAUAAGAAAACGAAAUAAAUAAAUUUUAAUAAAAGAAACAAUUGAUGAUUG